AUGGAUCGGUCAAACGUUACUUUUCUUGAUUUACCUGAUGAAAUACUACUCAUUAUUUUAAAGAAACUUGACAAUAUGGAUGUUCUAUAUUCAUUAUUGGAUGUCGAUAAUCAACGACUUGAUACUAUAAUACUUGACAAAGCUUUCACGAAGACUCUCAAUUUUGUAUUAACAACGAUAGCUGAUGAUGUUUUGUCGAUUGCUGAUUCAAUGCUUAAUCGGUACUGCUCUAAUAUCUUGCCUAAAAUUGAUCACAAUGUUACAUCUCUUAUUCUUGAAGCAGAAGCUAUGGAACGUAUUCUUCUUGCUGCUGAUUAUCCUAAUUUAACUGAACUUAAACUGUUCAAUGUUAUCGAUUAUAUUGUUUCACAUUAUUUUACAGUCGAAUCGCCAUUUCGACGUAUUUUUCAACAACAAAUUACAGAUUUCACUCUUAAUAAUCUGCCUAAUAUGAAAUGCUUCUCGUUGGAAUGUCGUUGUUCAACUAAUCAAUAUGAUACUCAUGUUUUACCUCUUCUUCGUCGUAUGUCAAAUCUUGAAGAAUUAAGUUUAAAUAUUAUUAAUGAGAAACGAACUUCAUGCGUCGAUGAUACUCAAAUUAAUGAGAAUAUUCUUGUUCAUAUGCCACGACUUAACAAAUUUACUUUUUAUAUUAGUACCGGAACCAAAUUAAAUCAUAUAGUUCACCAUUUAUCGAACCAUGAUAUUCAACGAACUUUUACAAACAUAGGAUAUCAACAAAUAUGCUGUUUUCUAAAUCGAAUAAGUAAUGGUGUUAUAUGCCAUGCUUUUUCAUUACCGUUUGCGUUUGAUUAUCUUGAAUAUAUUGGCAACACAUUUCCAUCAAUGGUUUUUAAUCAUGUGAUAGAAUUGGCAGUACACGAUAUACUUCCAUUUAAACAUGAAUUUUGCAUGCGAAUUACUCGCUGUUUUCCUUUACUGAAAAUAAUGCGUGUGCUUAAUUCUCGACCACAGCUACAGUUAUCACACGAAUUCAAUUCGAAUGAUAAUCAAUUCCAUUCAAUCGCUGAAUAUCCUUACUUUACUUCGCUUUCUCUCUUGCAUAGUCAUACUGAUUAUGUUGAACAAUUUCUCAAUCAAACAAAGACAUAUCUGCCUCGUCUAACCGAAUGA
Rotaria socialis is the source of this 1134-nucleotide messenger RNA. Lineage: Eukaryota; Metazoa; Rotifera; Eurotatoria; Philodinida; Philodinidae. The record is from the annotation of a GenBank genome assembly.